Messenger RNA from Salvia splendens (bonfire salvia), 495 nucleotides. RefSeq lists its product as uncharacterized. The record is from RefSeq and is a predicted model, not a curated record. NCBI's taxonomy places the organism in Eukaryota, Viridiplantae, Streptophyta, Magnoliopsida, Lamiales, Lamiaceae. The transcript has a single exon. Bases 1 to 495 code for a protein of 164 amino acids.
AUGGCUCCGGACCUAAACAACGCCGCCUCUCCCACCGACCGCGAGAAGCAGAAGAAUCUCGACCAAGAGGUUCGAGAGAUGAUCUCCACCCUCACCGGCCGCUUGGGCAGCAUCCAACGCUCCCACAAAUCGGGGAGCUCGAGCUCCCACGCCCAAGCCGACGACGACGACCAAGGCAUGCGGAUGAUCACCCUGGCCGGGACCAACCUAGGCGCCACCAUGCGCGGCGAUCUAGACGACAAGGCCGCGGCCCCUCAGCCGGAGCAGGAGGAGACCGCCUCCUACGUCGUCAACAGCAACUUCCAAGCGAUCAACAACUCCAUCAUGCUCGGGGGCAGCUACAAGACCAACGACCCCGGCGUUCAUUUGGACAUCACUGACUACGUCGACCACAACGACGGCGACAAGAAGGGGAAGAAGAGCAGGAGAGGGGGCCACCACCACCAUGGCAAACGCUCCGACAACCUUAGCGACACGGAGAGUGAGAAGAAUUGA